Trachymyrmex cornetzi is the source of this 3059-nucleotide messenger RNA. RefSeq lists its product as uncharacterized. The transcript has 11 exons. The record is from RefSeq and is a predicted model, not a curated record. Gene Ontology annotation, cellular component: nucleus. The coding region runs from base 189 to 3059 and encodes 956 amino acids. Lineage: Eukaryota; Metazoa; Arthropoda; Insecta; Hymenoptera; Formicidae. Gene Ontology annotation, molecular function: protein binding. Gene Ontology annotation, biological process: cell population proliferation; DNA damage response; positive regulation of protein phosphorylation.
AAAAAAUGUCCCCCGUCGAUAGUAACGUCUUUUAAAACGCUUAUUAUCACGUUGGAAAAUGUCGUAAAUAAAAUUUGUUCGCUUUCAUCGCUGCAACAUCGUUGAUUUCAUGCUGCUCGUUCGUAUACGAUCGAAGUAGGGUCUUUGAGACGCAUUGUCGGUCGUAGAAAUCGCAGCAUCGCAUCACGAUGAAUUCGUGCAGAAAGAAGAACGAGGAGGUAUUGGCGAAGGUCUUGGACUUAUUCCUACUGCCGGAUUACAACGUCGUCUCGCUAACCUACUUGGAUCAUCUGCUCACUCACAUUGCGGAAAACACGAAGGAAUGCGCUACAGUUGAUUAUGAGUAUUAUGAAGUCUUUCAAGAAUGGAUAUCCAAGGCUUUAACGAUAUGGGAGACUGGACAGAAGGCUUCGCACCCUGUGAUUACAUUUACGCUGAAAUUAGUGGGGAUUAUCUCACGGCAUGAGCUACGUUAUCACUACUGGCACUGCCAGGACGUGUACAAUCGACUCUAUAAAAUUUUACAGUUGCACAGAGAGGAUUUGCCUGCGUCCAUUAAAAUGGCAUAUACCAUAAUGCUAUCAGACUUGAUUGUCCAUCGAAGCGGCAGACAGUGGGUGAUACAGUCUGGUGUAUGGGAGGAUGUUGUAAAGUAUGCACAUUGGAAUCAAACGAUGUACGUUACCAGGGAGAGUCAGAAAUUCUUAUGGACCUUGUUACUGCAUGAACAUAAGAACAUCGAGGCUUGUAAAGAGAUCAUUCUGACAGUUGCUGCUCCUCUGAUGAGCAAUAUUUUGGAUGGACAAAUGCACCAGGCUCUGGAAACGUAUCUGGAACAGAACAAGCUGUUGUGUUCCACGUUGAAUUUAUUGACUAACAUCCUGGAGAACACUCUGUUCGCAAGUCUAGACAAUAGCAUUCCCGAAUUGAUCGAAAGACUUGUAGACCUUGAAAUGCGGGUGAAGGCGUUGUUCGAAGCCUGUAUCAGUACUAGAUUCCUGCAACAUGUGCACAAACUAUUACUAUUGUCGCUGUUCUUGAAACUGAAGCAAGGAAUUAAGGAGCACACCACAGUGAUCGAAACCGAAGCAUGGCACAAGUUCUGCUACGGUAUGUGUUACAUUUUUAUGAUGCUGUUAUCGAAGAAGGACAUUAUAGAACUAGUGAAGAACAACAAGUUCUCUAUGACAUAUUGGAAGAAGCUGCUUGCGUUACAUGAAUUUGUUCUGCCGGAGCAGCAUAAGUUCGAGCAUCAAGCUAUCGCCAUAAUGAUAAUACCACUGUGCGUGUGUAUAAAGAAGAAUCAUUUGAAUCACGAUCUCUUUGAUAUGUUUAUUAAUAAAAUUUUCGACGUAACAUGUGUGCCUGUACAAAGAUUACUUUACAACAUGAGGGACAUUAUACGAAAGAGUGAUCUUCCGAUGGAGCAAAUUUGUAAAGUUUCUAUCGAUCUACUUCUUGAGAUAUCAGACAUAAUGGACAGAGACGUCGCUGUAAUCACUUUCCAAGCUUUAAGCCACGUUUUGAAAAGUUACAUGCCGGACAUAUGGGGGUGUGGGCAAGCGAGAAACUGCACGUCAGACGUAAAUAGCACCUCUCCUUCGGAGCAUCCACGAAAACUUCUGUACAAAUCGAUAUUGGAUGGUGAUCCCAUAGUCGACUCUCCUAUUCUAUUGGCGUCGCUGCUCGAUGGCUUGGCUGUCAUGACAGAAAAAUUCAAACUGAAAUGGCAGGAAUGUGUGGAAACGAUAUGUAUGUUGUCCCUCGCACAGGAGAUUCUCAAUCAUCCCGGAAUAUUACCAACGAUUUGUGUGAAAGCAUUGAAAUUGUGCAAGCUCGCCAUCCAUAACUUUAUGCCGCCUAAUUUGGCAUUACUCGUGGAUUCGGACAGCAACAUGAACGAGAUUGGACCUACGCUCUUUAAAAGAUUGCACGAUCCCAACUGGGAGGUGCGAGACAGUGUCCUCGAGGUUCUCAACACCAUCGCGACUAUUUCUGAAGACAAAUAUCCGGCAUUCCAGGAUUUUCUGUUGAUCAAUCAGUUUCCAACAGUGGCGGUCGAGAUCAUUAAAACAGACAACGAGAGUUACGUGCGAGCGUCAGCGUUAACAUUUAUCGCGACUAUGGUACGCAUCAACAAGCUGUGGGAGCUGCAAUUGUCGCAAAAAAAUUUAACCGAAACGGCGAUUUAUCUACUCAAAGACGAGAGCGAAGCGAUAGUCAGAAGAGAUGCUGUGAACCUAAUUAAGGAAUUGUAUGUUCAUCAGAAGUGGUCGAAAGAAAUCAUUGAUUCAAUGUUGCGAGCGAUGUGCAUGGCAGCUGUAUUUGAUCUGCACUGGGAGGUGAAGACGAAUGCAUUAUCCUUCUGGGAUCACUUUGUUAAGUCGCACUUGACGGAUCAGGGAAUGCUUGAUGACUCAUUCCCAAACGUAACAUUCUCCAAGGAGCACAGAAAGAUCGUAGCAUUGAACGAAACCGAAAUUAAGCGAAGGCUUAAUAAAGCACUAGACGAGUUGGCCAGGCAAAGUUGCCUAGGAGUACUUCUGGUUACUCUGAAGGACGAUAGCGAUUUCGAGGUGUGCAAAGCGUCCGCCGCGAUAAUCAGCAAGUUAAAAACCUGCUUACUCAAAUACAAAUUGAACGAACCGCCGUCGCCGGUCGAAAACCACGCGACUAUAGACACCGUCUAUGUUAAAGAAACAUCGCCCGUUUCCUCGACUAUCUGUGACAAGAAAUCACGAAAUGCCUCAAACGUUAUUGAGGAAAUCGUGGACGCAAACGAUGCCAAUCUGCUCGAAACCAUCUAUGAGAACUCCAUGAAUAUGGACGCCGAGAUGACGAUAGAGGAAGAAGAGAAAGAGGAGAAGAAAACACUCCGUUACAUCUCGUCCGUAACCCGCCAGGAUUUCCUCCAUGCGAUCUUCAACUGUGACAUUGAUGCUUAUAUCGAGGAAAAGAAUCGCUGGCUGAAGACCUAUACCAGUAGCUUUGAGUCGAUUUUAGACGACAUACUGACGAUGCAUAAGCAGAAUGACGUCAACUCGAUGGACUGCUAUUGA